GUUGUAAGCUUGGCUCUGCCAAACCUUUCGAAACCCGACCUUGCUCUACGGAUUUAUCCUCAGCAUUGUUUAGAAAAUGGAGUCUACCAGACGCCUUGUUACCAUCAAAAGGAGCGGGGUCGACGGUCCCCACUUUCCCCUGAGCCUCCGAACCUGCUUGUUUGGAAGGGGUAUGGAAUGUGACAUUCGCAUCCAGCUUCCUGUAGUGUCGAAACAACAUUGCAAAAUUGAGAUUGAUCAGCAAGAGGCCAUAUUAUAUAAUUACAGUUCCGCAAAUCCAACACAAGUAAAUGGGUUUGCUAUUGAUGAGCCUGUAAAGCUAGAACAUGGAGAUUUAAUAACUAUUAUCGAUCGAUCUUUCCGGUAUGAAAAUGAAAGUCUUCAGAAUGGAAGCAAGUCAGCUGAAUUUCCAGGAAAAAUAUGUGAACAGGAACCAUCGCAUCGUGUCUCAAGAUCCAGCUUCUCUUCUGACCCUGAUGGGAAAGAUCAAGAUUCCAAUGCCCAUCCCAAAAUCACUGAAGGAAAUGUUUCGGGAAGACCUCGGGUACAUGUCAAGAGUGUCAAAGGAGACAGUACUACCUCAGAUGGCUCAGAAGACAAUGUUGCCCAGGAAACAUCUAAUAUUGUUCAUUCCUCAGAGCAUCCUGGACAUAACGGUAGAAAUACCAGUGAUCCCACUUCUGGAAAUUGUAAAGAAAAUUUCAGGGCAAAAUUAAUGAGCUGUUAUGAAGAAGGGAAGUCUGUUUCCUCUACACAAUGUCUUGACAAUAGCAAAAAAAAUGAAUCUCCCUUUAGGAAGCUUUAUCAGUCAAUGAAGAAAGAGUUGGAUGUAAAAUCACAAAAAGGAAAUAUUCUACAGUAUGGUAGAAAAUCAGGAUCACAAACUGAUUAUAUAGCAGAAAAGAAAAGUGCUGAUGACUUACAGAAGGAGACUCAACUACUGAUCUCACGUAAAUCAAGACCAAGAUCUGGUAGAAGCAUCCCCAUGAGGGCAGACCCUGCUUCACCUGAUCAAAAGCCCUCCCAGAGUGAGAGGAAGGAAAGAGAUGUGGAGUUUGCUCAGACUUCUAAAGAAGCCAUGAGCUCUGGCCUUCUCUGGGAGACUCCUAAAAUGAAGACCCCAGUACAGUAUUCACGACUGCAGAAUUCUUCACAAAAACGUAAGAAUGAAGACCUGUGGAUUAUGGGUGGAAGAGAAUCUGUGAAUCUGGGAAAAAGUGAAGGUUUCAAGACAGACGAGAAAACACAUACACCCAGGAAGUUAUUAACCAGAACUCAAACACGAGCACCAACACCAACUAAAGCUGAAGAUGCCGCCAACUCUUCCAAUAAGCCAGAAAGUCUGUCUUUCAAAAACAGGAGGAGUAUUGCUACAGAGGUGGAAGUCCAGCCUACAGAAGCAGAAAUUCAAAAUGAGCCUUUUUUAACUCUGUGGCUUACUGAAGUUGACAGGAAGAUUCAGAAGAAUUCCCUCCACAAGCCUGAGAAAUUGGGCACUACAGCUGGAGAGAUUGGCUCUGGGUUACCUGGUCUUAGUUCAGUUGAUAUCAGCAACUUUGAUGAUUCCCUUAAUAAGAGUGAGGGGCUGCCUUUGAAAAGAAGGCGUGUGUCCUUUGGUGGGCAUCUGAGACCUGAAUUGUUUGAUGAAAACUUACCUCCUAACACACCUCUCAAAAGAGGAGAAACACCAACAAAAAGAAAGUCUCUGGUCACUCACACGCCAACUGUCCUGAAGAAAAUCAUCAAGGAGCAGCCUCAACCCUCAGGAAAAGAAGAGUCUGCUUCAGAGAUUCAUUUGGAAAUGACGGCACACGACGUGGUUAUGAGCUCUCUAGUUCCUAGUCCUGGGAAAACUCCAGUUGCAAAUGAUCAAAGCCGUAGGUCGUGCAAAGCUGCCUCUGCUUCCAGCGGUCGCAAAUCUCCUCAGGCAGACACUCCUAGGCGAGGUGGCAGAAAGAGUGGCAAUCUGCCUUCGAAGAGGACGUCCAUCAGUCGAAGCCAACACGAUAUUUUACAGAUGAUUUGUUCCAAAAGAAGAAGCGGUGCUUCUGAAGCCAACCUCAUUGUUGCCAAAUCGUGGGCAGAUGUCGUCAAACUUGGUGCGAAACAAACACAGACUAAAGUUGUAAAACACAGCCCUCAAAGGCUGAUAAACAAAAGACAAAGAAGACCUAAUACGCCAAAGAAGCCUAUGGGCAGUGUUCACAAUCAAUUCAGUACUGGCCACGCCAAUUCUCCUUGUACCAUCAUAGUAGGGAAAGCUCAUAUUGAAAAAGUCAACUUGCCUGCCCGACCCUACAGAAUGCUGAACAACUUUGUUUCCAAACAUAAGGUGGACUUUAAGGAAGAUCUUUCAGGGCUCACUGAAAUGUUCAAGACGCCGGUGAAGGAGGAACCACAGUUGAUGAGCACGUAUCCUGUCAUUCCUUCGAAUUCAGAGAAUUCGCUUGGAAAAAAGUUUCCAGGUACUAAUUUAGGAGAACUUCUACUACCCACUUCAGAGAGUUUCAUUUAAAACAUGUUCCUUAGUACUCAGAAUUCAGCAGAAGAAUCAUCUGAUAAACACUCUCCAAGCCCUACCUUAAGACGGCAGUCUAUAAAAAUAAAUGAAAAUACAGUGCGAACUCCCAGGAACAUCUAUAAAAUGACUCAUGUUGAGAUGAAAACAUCAGAUGCGGAAUCAGAGGCUUCAAUGACAGUAUCCAGUGCAAAUAAGUUAAGAAGGUCCGUGGAGCUCAGAAAUAUACAGAAGUUAUCUAUAGAAAGUAAGCAUGAAGAAACAAAAACUGACAGUUUUGAGAACAUUGUAGGAAGAUGGCUAAGAAAGACACCACUACGAGGAAACAAAGUAGAUGGAGAGGUAAAAGAAAUCAGAAGAUCUUUUGAAACGUGUAAAGAAAAUAUGGACUCAAACGAUUUUGAGAAGGUGACAUCUGUGAGGAGAUCAGGAAGAACUUGGGGGCAAAAAGGUGAACCAACAUUUGACCUGACAGGCCUUCAAAGGAUGCCUGACCCAGAGUCCACGAAAGACAUGGCAUGCAGCCCUGAUCUCCAGACACCAGAUCAUAGCAAGGAAAUGGUGAAAAACAGUGACAAUAUCACUAACAUACCCUGCAAAUCUCCACGACCAGAACCAGUCAAAACCCCAGCCAGCAUGAAGAAGCGUAUCAAGACGUCUCUGGGGAAAGUAGAUGUGAAAGAAGAGCUUUCGUCACUGAGCAAGCUUGCACCAACUGCAGGGGAAGCCACGUACACACCUAAAGAACCAGUGGGUGAUGAUAAAGCCAUCCAGGUGUUUUCAGAAAGUCCAGAACAGAAACUGCACCCAGCAGACUAUGUCAUUGGAGUGAAGAGACGGCCAAGAGCACCUAAGGAAAAGACCCAAUCUCUAGAUCUGGCUGGCUUCAAAGAGCUCUUCCAAACACCAAAACACACCAACAAGCUCACAACUGGUGACAAAAUUGCUAACAUGGCCAGUAAGUCUCUACCACAAGAAUCAGUGGACACCCCAACAAGCAUAAAGAGACAGCCCAAGUCAUGUUUGAGGAAAAUAGAUGUAGCGGAAGAGCUCUCAGCACUGGGGAAGCUCACACCAACAUCAGGGAAAACCACCGACACACACAAAGAACCAGCAGGUGAUGGCAAAGGCGUAAAAGUCUUCAAGGAAUCUGCAGAGCAAAACCUGGACUCAGCAGCAAGUAUAACAGGCAGCAGGAGAAGAUCGAUAACUCCUAAGGAAAAGGCCCCACCCCUAGAAGACCUGGCUGGCUUCAAAGAGCUCUUCCAAACACCAGGUCACACUGGGGAAUCAAUGACUGUUGACAAACCCACAAAAAUACCCUGGAAAUCUCCGCAACCAGAACGAGUGAACACCCCAAGAAGCUCAAAGCGACAGCUCAAGACGUCUCUGGGGAAAAUGCACGUAGAGGAAGAGCUCUCCGCGGUGAGCAGACUCAAAGCAACAUCCGGAGAAACCACACACACACACAAAGAACCAGUUGGUGAUGACAAAGACAUCCAAGAGUUUAAGAAAACUCCAAAGCAGAAGCUACUCACAGCAGACUAUGUCACUGGAGCACAGAGACUGCCAAGAACCUCUAAGGAAAUGAUCCAACCUCUAGAAGACCUGGCUGGUUUCAAAGAACUAUUCCAAACACCAAAAGGCACCAACAAGUCCAUAACUGAUGACAAAAGAACUGAAAUACAUUGCAAAGCUCCACAACCAAAAUCAUCGGAUACCCCAACAAAUGCAAAGAGACAGCCCAAGACACCUUUGGGGAAAACAGAUGUGGAGAAAGAGCUCUCAGCAUUGAAGAAGUGCACACAAAGAUCUGGGGGGAAAGGAAACACAGACAAAGUACCCACAGGUGAUCGCAGAGGCACCAAAGCAUUUGAGAAAUCUGCAAAACGAAAACUGGACCCAGCAGACUGUGUAAUUGGAGGGAAGAGACAGUCAAGAGUAACGAAGGAGAAGAUUCAAUUUCUCGAAGACCUGGCUGGUUUCAAAGAGCUCUUCCAAACACCAAAACGCAACGACAAGCUAAUGACUGGUGACAGAACUACUAACAUAGACUGCAAAUCUCCACCACAAGAAUCAGUGGACACGGCAAAAAGCAUAAAGAGACAGCCCAAGACAUGUUUGAGGAAAAUAGAUGUAGCGGAAGAGCUCUCAGCACUGGGGAAGUUCACACCAAGAUCAGGGAACACCACAGACACACACAAAGAACCAGUAGGUGAUGACAAAGAUGUCAAAGUCUUCAAGGAUUCUGCAGAGCAAAAACUGGACUCAGCAGCAGGGGUAACGGGCAGCAGGAGAAGGUCAAGAACUCCUAAGAGAAAAACCCCAGCCCUGGAAGACCUGGCUGGCUUCAAGGAGCUCUUUCAAACACCAGGUCACGCUGGGGAAUCAUUGACUGUUGACAAAACCAUGAAAACACCCUUGAAAUCUCUACAACCAGAACGAGUAGACUCCUCAAAGCGGCAGCCCAAGACUUCUCUGGGGAAAAUGCAUGUAGAGGAAGAGCUCUCAGCAGUGAGCAAACUCUCAGCAACAUCAAGGGAAACCGCAGAAACACACAAAGAACCAGCAGGUGAUGGCAAAGGCGUAAAAGUCUUCAAGGAAUCUGCAGAGCAAAAACUGGACUCAGCAGCAGGGGUAACAGGCAGCAGGAGAAGGUCAAGAACUCCUAAGAAAAAGACCCCACCCCUAGAAGACCUGGCUGGCUUCAAGGAGCUCUUUCAAACACCAGGUCGCACUGGGGAAUCAUUGACUGUUGACAAAACCAUGAAAACACCCUUGAAAUCUCUACAACCAGAACGAGUAGACACCUCAAGAAGCUCAAAGCGGCAGCCCAAGACUUCUCUGGGAAAAAUGCAUGUAGACGAAGAGCUCUCUGCAAUGAGCAAACUCACAGCAACAUCAGGGGAAACCACAGACACACACAAAGAACCAGCAGGUGAUGGCAAAGGCGUCAAAGUGUUCAAGGAAUCUGCAGAGCAAAAACUGGACUCAGCAUCAGGGGUAACAGGCAGCAGGAGAAGGUCAAGAACUCCUAAGAAAAAGACCCCACCCCUAGAAGACCUGGCUGGCUUCAGGGAGCUCUUUCAAACACCAGGUCACACUGGGGAAUCAUUGACUGUUGACAAAACCAUGAAAACACCCUUGAAAUCACUACAACCAGAACGAGUACACACCCCAAGAAGCUCAAAGCGGCUGCCUAAGAUGUCUCUGGGGAAAAUGCACAUAGAGGAAGAGCUCUCUGCAGUGAACAAACUCACAGCAACAUCAGGGGAAACCACAGACACACACAAAGAACCAGCAGGUGAUGGCAAAGGCGUCAAAGUGUUCAAGGAAUCUGCAGAGCAAAAACUGGACUCAGCAUCAGGGGUAACAGGCAGCAGGAGAAGGUCAAGAACUCCUAAGAAAAAGUCCCCACCACUAGAAGACCUCGCUGGCUUCAAAGAGCUCUUUCAAACACCAGGUCACACUGGGGAAUCGAUGACUGUUGACAAACCCACAAAAACACCCUGGAAAUCUCCACAAGCAGAAAGAGUGAACACCCCAAGAAGCUCAAAGAGACAGCUCAAGACGUCUCUGGGAAAAAUGCAUGUAGACGAAGAGCUCUCUGCAGUGAGCAAACUCACAGCAGCAUCAGGGGAAACCACAGACACACACAAAGAACCAGCAGGUGAUGGCAAAGGCGUCAAAGUGUUCAAGGAAUCUGCAGAGCAAAAACUGGACUCAGCAGCAGGGGAAACAGGCAGCAGGAGAAGGUCAAGAACUCCUAAGAAAAAGACCCCACCCCUAGAAGACCUGGCUGGCUUCAAGGAGCUCUUUCAAACACCAGGUCACACUGGGGGAUCAUUGACUGUUGACAAAACCAUGAAAACACCCUUGAAAUCUCUACAACCAGAACAAAUGGACACCUCAAGAAGCUCAAAGCGGCAGCCCAAGACGACUCUGGGGAAAAUGCACGUAGAGGAAGAGCUCUCUGCAGUGAGCAAACUCACAGCAACAUUAAGGGAAACCACAGACACACACAAAGAACCAGCAGGUGAUGGCAAAGGCAUCAAAGUGUUCAAAGAAUCUGCAGAGCAAAAACUGGACUCAGCAUCAGGGAUAACAGGCAGCAGGAGAAGGUCAAGAACUCCUAAGAGAAAAACCCCACCCCUAGAAGACCUGGCUGGCUUCAAGGAGCUCUUCCAAACACCAGGUCACACCCAGGAAUCAAUGACUGUUGACAAAACCACGAAAUCACCCUUGAAAUCUCCACAAGCAGAAAGAGUGAACACCCCAAGAAGCUCAAAGAGACAGCUUAAGACGUCUCUGGGGAAAAUGCAUGUAGAGGAAUUGCUCUCUGCAGGGAGCAAACUCACAGCAACAUCAGGGGAAACCGCAGACACACACAAAGAACCAGCAGGUGAUGGCAAAGGCAUCAAAGUGUUCAAGGAAUCUGCAGAGCAAAAACUGGACUCAGCAGCAGGGGUAACGGGCAGCAGGAGAAGGUCAAGAACUCCUAAGAGAAAAACCCCAGCCCUGGAAGACCUGACUGGCUUCAAGGAGCUCUUUCAAACACCAGAUCACACUGGGGAAUCAUUGACUAUUGGCAAAAUCAUGAAAACACCCUGGGAAUCUCCACAACCAGAACGAGUGGACACCCCGAGAAGCUCAAAGAGACAGCCCAAGAUGUCUCUGGGGAAAAUGCAUGUAGAGGAAGAGCUCUCUACAGCGAGGAAACUCACAGCAACAUCAGGGGAAACCACAGACACACACAAAGAACCAGCAGGUGAUGGCAAAGGCGUCAAAGUGUUCAAGGAAUCUGCAGAGCAAAAACUGGACUCAGCAUCAGGGAUAACAGGCAGCAGGAGAAGGUCAAGAACUCCUAAGAAAAAGACCCCACCCCUAGAAGACCUGGCUGGCUUCAAGGAGCUCUUUCAAAUACCAGGUCACACAGGGGAAUCAAUGACUGUUGACAAAACCAUGAAAACACCCUUGAAAUCUCUACAACCAGCAUCAGUGAACACCCCAACAAGCUUAAAGCGACAGCUCAAGAUAUCUCUGGGGAAAAUAGAUGGGAAAGAAGAGCUUUCAGCAGUCAGCAGGCUCACACCAACAUCAGGGAAAACCACGCAUACACACAAAGAACCAGUAGGUGAUGACAAGGGCAUCCAAGUCUUCAAGCAAUCUGCAAAGCGGAAAUUGGACCCAGCAGCAAGCGUUAGUGUCAGCAAGAGACAAUCAAGAGCUCCCAAGGAAAAGGCCCAACCCCUAGAAGACCUGGCUGGAUUCAAAGAGCUCUUUCAAGCACCAGGUCAACCUGUGGAAUCAAGGACUGAAGGCAUAACCAUAAAAAUAUCCCACAAGUCUCCACAAUCAGGACUAGUAGACACCAUAGCAAGCACAAAGAGAAGACCUGUGACACGUGUCAGGAAAGCAGAUGUGAAAGAAGAGCUCUCGGCACUGAGAUGCCUAAGGCAAAGGGGGAAAACCAUGCACACAGACACAGGACCAACAGGUGACAAUAAAAGCAUCAACACAUUUAAGGAAUCUGCUGAGCAGAAACUGAGCCCAGCAGCAGGUGCCACUGGCAGCAGGAGAAGGCCAAGAGCACCCAAAGAAGAGGUCCAACCUCUAGAAGACUUAGCCGGCUCCAAAGAGCUCUUCCCAAAACCAGGUCAACCUGAGGAAUCAGUGACUGGUGUCACAACCACAAAAAUAUCCUGCAGAUCUCCACAACCAGAACUACUCGAUACCACAAGAAGCACAAAGAGAAGGCCCGUGACACGUGCCAGGAAAGUCGAUGUGUACGAGCCCUCAGCACUGAGAAGUCUAAGGCAAAGAGGGAAAGCCACACACAUCGACAGAGAACCAGUAGGUGAUGGUAAAGGCAUCAACGUGUUUAAGGAACCUGCAGAGCAGAAACUGGUCCCAGCAGCGGGUGUUCCUGGCAGCAGGAGAAGGCCAAGAUCACCCAAGGACAAGGCCCAACCCCUAGAAGAUCUGGGUGGCUCCAAAGAGCUCUUUCAAGUACCAGGUCAACCUGAGGAAUCAAGGACUGAAGGCAUAACCACAAAAAUAUCCUGCAGAUCUCCACAACCGGAACUACUCGAUACCACAACAAGCACAAAGAGAAGGCCAGUGACACGUGUCAGGAAAGUAGAUGUGAAAGAGCCCUCAGCACCGAGAAGUCUAAGGCAAAGAGGGAAAGCCGCACACAUUGACAGAGAACCAGUAGGUGAUGAUAAAAGCAACAACGUGUUUAAGGAAUCUGCUGAGCAGAAACCGGACCCGGCGACAGGUAUCACUGGCAGCAGGAGAAGGCCAAGAGCACCCAAGGACGAGGCCCAACCCUUAGAAGAUCUGGCUGGCUCCAAAGAACUCUUUCCCAAACCAGGUCAACUUGAGGAAUCAGUGACUGGUGGGACAACCACAAAAACAUCCUGCAAAUCUCCACAGUCAGAACUAGCAGAUACCACAACAAGGACAAAGAGAGUGCCCACGACACGUGUCAGGAAAGUAGAUGUGGAAGAGCCCCCGGCACUGAGGCAGCUAAGGCAAAGAGGGGAAGCCACACACGCAGACAAAGAACCAGGGGGUGACAAUAAAGACAUCAACAUGUUUAAGGAACCUACAGAGCAGAAACCGGACCCAGCGGCAGGUGUCACUGGCAGCAGGAGAAGGCCAAGAGGACCCAAGAAAGAGGCUCAACCCUUAGAAGACUUGGCCAGCUCCAAAGAGUUCUCCCCAAAACCUGGUCAACCUGAGGAACUGACCCGUGAUGCUGAUAGCCUAAAGAGCACUUCCGAGCCAACACCUGACAGUGGGAAACCUCCGCAAAUAUCCAGAAGGGUCCUUAGGGCCCCUAAAAGAGAGCCCGAGCAAGACUCCAUAGGCACCAGAGACCUUGUAAAAUUACAAACCAAAGGCAGCAGCUCCCUGCCCUCCACGAGGAGAUGCAGAAAAGAUGGGAGCGUCGCCAGAACCAAGAGGCCGCAUAGUGUGACUGCUCCAGAGGAAGUCGUGGAGAUGCCAGUCAGCAAGAAACUGAGGUCUGCUCCAAAGGAGAGAUGCACAUCCCCUGGACCCGAGAUAAUCAUGAAGAAAAGUCUGAGAGCUCCUGCAAAAAGGGUUGAACGCGAGGAAGAUCUGAACAGUGGCAACGUGAAAACCCAGAGAAAGAAACACAAAGUAGGCGACUCAGCCACUCCAAAUAAGGGAGUGUCCCUGCGCUCCAGACGCCAAAAUAAAACUGAGGUAGGACAGCAAAGAACUGAGGUACUUACCUCAGCGGGAGAAAUGAAAACAAAGAGAAAUGAAAACAAAUCCAUGAAAUCCUCCCAAGAGAUGGAGAUUCAAAAUCCAGAAGAUGGAGCCAGGAAGCCCACACCUAGAGACCAAGUCAGUGAAAACAAAAGGCGCUUGCGAUCUGUUCGACAAAGUAAGACCUCCCAGCCUCAUGUAGCAGAGGACAAAGGAGGAGAAGGAAGUGUGGGAAUCCACCUGGUGAAUUGGGAAGAGCAAAGAGGAAGAGGAGAUCCAGACACCACAUGUUUGAGAUCAAGAAAGGCUAAAACGCAGCCCGGAGCAAACAAUUUGGAACGUGAAUCUGAACAGAGAGCAGCACGGAAUGCCAAGAGGUGUGCGGAAAAUCCAAAGAAGGAUGAGGACGUUGUGAGCGUCAAGAAAAUAAGAACCAGACGUCAGCGGGGCAAUGAAGAUAUUUAA
Molecule: messenger RNA, 10225 nt
Organism: Carlito syrichta (Philippine tarsier)
Lineage: Eukaryota; Metazoa; Chordata; Mammalia; Primates; Tarsiidae
Gene: MKI67
Product: marker of proliferation Ki-67
Biological process (GO): regulation of chromosome segregation; regulation of mitotic nuclear division
Cellular component (GO): nucleus; chromosome
Molecular function (GO): protein binding
Source: RefSeq, a predicted model, not a curated record